Apis florea (little honeybee) is the source of this 4088-nucleotide messenger RNA. RefSeq names its product Neuroglian (gene Nrg). Gene Ontology annotation, biological process: brain development; cell-cell adhesion; axon guidance. Gene Ontology annotation, cellular component: axon; plasma membrane. NCBI's taxonomy places the organism in Eukaryota, Metazoa, Arthropoda, Insecta, Hymenoptera, Apidae. The record is from RefSeq and is a predicted model, not a curated record. Gene Ontology annotation, molecular function: cell-cell adhesion mediator activity.
UCGAAGGACAACUACAGUGAGAUCAUUGUAACACCAUCACCUGUUCCGAUGAUUGUGCGCAAUCCUAAAAUUCGAAUAAAAAAAAAAGUACCGGCCGACCAUGAAGUUCAUCCUGUGUAUUAUUUCAACACUGGUACUGCAAGCAUCAGCUUUAAUCCAAUCUCCACCACGGAUAUCUAAACAACCCCCGACAGAUGAACAGUUAUUUCAGGUGGCUCAAGCGAAAAUUAAUGAGAAUGAUAAACCAUUUUUAAUUGAAUGUGAAGCUGAAGGAGAGCCUGCUCCAAGGUAUCGAUGGAUUAAGAAUGGAAAAAAUUUUGAAUGGCCAGCAUAUGAUGAUCGCAUAUCCCAACAACCUGGCAGAGGUACAUUGGUAAUCUCAAGACCACGAGAUGAAGACUUGGGUCAAUAUCAAUGCUUUGCAGAAAAUGAAUGGGGAAUUGCAACGUCUAAUUCAGUUUUUGUUAGAAAGGCUGAAUUAAAUUCAUUUAAAGAUCAAAACCCUAUAAGUUUAGAUGCAAAUGAAGGACAACCAUUUAAAUUAACUUGUCAACCACCAGAUGGUUUUCCAAAGCCAAAUGUAUAUUGGUUAAUCCAAGAUACUGCUGGAGGUAUCAAAUCAAUUAAUAAUUCACGAAUGACGUUAGAUCCUGAAGGAAAUCUUUGGUUUAGCAACGUUACAAGAAACGAUGCUUCUGAUGAUUUUUAUUAUGCAUGUGCAGCUACAUCUGUAUUCAGAAAUGAAUAUAAAUUAGGAAAUAGAGUUUUAUUAAAUGUUAUUUCUUCGGGAAUAUCUGCCAGUCAAAAUAAGCAUGAUCCUGUCAAACAAUACGUCAGUAGGAAAAAUGAAGUUGCUUUACGCGGUAAAAAAAUUGAAUUAUAUUGUAUAUAUGGCGGAACACCACUGCCACAAAUAGUAUGGAGUAAAAAUGGUGAAGUAAUUAGAACUAAUGAUAGAAUAAUGCAAGGAAAUUAUGGUAAAUCUUUGAUAAUUAAACAUGUUAAUUUUAAAGAUGAAGGAACAUAUACUUGUGAAGCAUCAAACGGGGUAGGUGAUGCGAAAUCGUAUUCCAUACACUUGCAAGUUAUGGCAGUACCAUAUUUUACUAUCGAACCUGAGAUCAUAAAUGCAGCAGAAGACGAAACCAUUGAAUUCAAAUGUGAAGCUGAUGGAGUACCUGUUCCUGAAAUAAAAUGGAUCCAUAAUGGAAAACCAAUAUCAGAAGCUCCUCCAAAUCCACGUAGAAAAGUUACUUCAAAUUCUAUUAUUAUUGAAAAAUUGACCAAAAAAGAUAGGAAUUAUGGUUGUAAUGCAACAAAUUCAUUAGGCUAUGUCUAUAAGGAUGUAUACGUAAAUGUUUUAGCUUUAGAACCAGAAAUUACACAACCACCUACUGAUAUUGCCACAGUUGAUGGUAAAACUGUGAGAAUAACUUGCCGUGUAUUUGGAGCACCGAAACCAGCUGUAAAAUGGAUUCGAAAUGGACAAGAAUUAACAGGAGGACGAUAUAAAACUUUAGAUUCUGGAGAUUUAGAAAUUGAAAAUGUAAUAUUUUUAGAUGCAGGCAUCUAUACAUGUCAUGCAUCCAAUAAAUUCGGAGAAGUAGAAGGUUCUGGUAAUUUAGUAGUAAAAGAACAUACAAAAAUUACAGAUGAACCAGAGGACUAUGAAGUUGCUGCAGGUUCUACUGCAACUUUUAGAUGUAAUGCUGUUACAGAUUCAAGUUUAACACUUACGAUCGAUUGGCUAUCUAAUGGAGAACCUAUUGAUUUUGAAAUGGAACCACGAUUUAUACGAAGCACUGAUUAUUCUUUAAUGAUCACAAAAACGACUGAAUUAGAUUCUGGUACUUAUACUUGUGUUGCUCAUACUGAGUUGGAUGAAGCAAAAGCACAAGCUACAUUAAUUGUCCAAGAUGUACCAAAUGCGCCAAAAUUGAUUAGUGUUACUUGUAUGACAACUGAAGCUUCUAUACAUUGGACUCCAAUGGGUGAUAAUAGAGCUCCAAUAUUAAGAUACACUAUUCAACAUAAUACCACUUUUACACCAGAUACAUGGGAAAUAUCAAAAGAUGAUGUACCAGCAACUGAACAAACAUAUAUUGUUCCAAUGUCACCUUGGACUAACUACACAUUUCGUGUAUUAGCAUGGAAUAAAAUAGGUACAUCAUUACCCUCACCACAUAGUGAUGUAUGUACUACAUUACAAGAUGUUCCUUAUAAGAAUCCUGAUAAUGUUAUGGGCAAAGGAACAACACCACAAAAUCUGGUUAUAUCUUGGACAGUAAUGCCUCAAAUCGAACAUAAUGCACCCAAAUUCAUGUAUAGAGUAUAUUACAGACGUGAUAUACCUGGAGAGAAAUGGACUAUAGAAGAUAUAACUGAUUGGAAGAAAAAUAGCUUAGUUGUAGAUAAUCAACCAACUUAUCAAAGAUAUAAGAUCAAAGUGGUAGCUAUUAAUGAAAAAGGAGAAUGUAGAGUUGCACCUGAAGAAGUAAUUGGAUAUUCUGGAGAAGAUGUACCAUUGCAAGCACCAAGCAACUUUACAUUAAAUCAAGUAAAAUCAAGUACAAGCGCACAAUUUUCAUGGAAUUCAGUACCUGAAGAAUCAGUACGUGGUGAAUUAAAAGGAUAUAAAAUACAAACAUGGACAGAAAAAGACGGUGAAAAGGGAAUGCGAGAAAUUGAUAUAAGAGGUGGCAAUAGGACCCAUGCACUAGUUACUAAAUUUAUUCCUUUCAGCAAGAAUUAUGUUCGAAUACUAGCAUAUAAUGGACGAUAUUCUGGACCACCAUCUGAAACUUUAAGCUUUGAUACUCCUGAAGGUAUUCCAGGAGUAGUUUUAAGUCUUGAAGCUUUCCCAAUGGGAUCUAGUGCAUUGUUUUUAGUAUGGACAAAACCUGCAGAACCAAAUGGUAUUCUGACUGGCUAUAGAAUAUAUUACGAACCUGUAAAUGAAACUAGAUUGGGACCUUUGCUGGAGAGAAAACCACAUAUUACGGAUGUAGAAGCCACUAGUGCAAAACUAGCUAUGUUAGCACCUGAUACAAAAUAUCGUAUACAUAUUCGAGCAACAACAAAAAUUGGUGAAGGAAACGAUUAUUUUAUUGAACAAAAAACACGCACAUCUCAACGACCUGAUGUCCCAUUAUUUACCUGGGAAGCUAUUCCAAAAGAAAAUGGAUAUUCAAAUGUAAGAAUUAUUUGGCAACUAAAUCUUAAUGGAAAUCCAGGAAGCCAUUUCUUUGUAAAAUACAAACUCAAAGGUGAAACAAUAUCUCUUAAAACUGAACCAGAAUAUUUAUCAAAUACAAUUGAAAUUCGUGGACUUCAAAGUGGUGAAACUUAUGUUAUGUCUGUCGUUGCUGUUGAUGGCAACUACUUCGCUGAAAGUGAACCGCAAGAAAUUGAAACGAGUAGCGAAGGACCUAUUAUUCAACCCAAAGAAAAUGUCGCUACUGCAGGAUGGUUCAUCGGAAUGAUGUUAGCAAUUGCUUUUCUUCUUUUGGUACUUAUAAUCGUAUGUGUCAUUAAACGUAAUAGAGGUGGAAAGUAUGCAGUACAUGAAAGAGAAUUAGCUGCUGGACGUGGUGAUUAUCCUGAUGAAGGCGGUUUUCAUGAAUAUUCGCAACCUUUAGACACGAAAUCAGCAGGUGGUCGUGCAUCUCUUGCAUCUUCUUCUCAUCAAGAUGGAAAACAUCCUGAGUCUGAUACUGAUUCCAUGGCAGAAUAUGGAGAAGGAGAUACAGGACGUUUCACAGAAGAUGGUUCUUUCAUUGGACAAUAUGGGCCGAAAGGUAGACCGGAAGAAACACCGCCCAUUCCAAGCGGCACUAUGGCCACAUAUGUGUAACCUCUGGUAUUAUCUUAUUCAAGCCUCAUAUAAUUUGUUUUUUUGUGAAAAGUAAGGUUUUCAAUCCUUACUUAGCUGCAGCAGCUCUGCUAUGCACCUUGCGCUGGGCGCAAUGUCCAACAUUAUACUGCCAAUUAGAUUUUGGUUUUGGGUUUUAUAGUUUAUAGUUUUAUAAUUUAGAAAGAUAAGUAAAUAUUUCUAUAUGUUUAAAUCGAAUAAGAUUAUAUAAAUCAUA